AUGGAGGGGAAUAAAACCAACAAUGACAUGCCUCAAAUACUUCAGCUUCAGGUCCGACCCGGCUAGAUAGAGUAUGGCCUAACUCAGAUACCUCCUCUCCCUUUAGACACAAUGGACCAGAGAACCCCUCAGCUAGCUAUUAGGCAUUGAAUCAAUAGAACUGACAUUCCUGUUCAAAGCAAUAUUCACUAGGGGUUGUAAUGGCAGAAUACCUCAGAACACCACUGAGCCCUGGAGAAUCCAGCUCCAUGGUCUGAAGGGAUGAUGUCCAUUCUAUGAACUGUAGCUCUAUACCAGACAGUAGCAGGAGGGUCUGGUCUGUGGUCCCUCUAUUUAAAGCAGGUCUCCCACAUGGUGAUCAGGUUUCAACAGUCAGCUGAGAAAUGCCACCAGGAACUAGUUUAGACCUCCUAUUUUAGUCCUCUCCCUCCCCCCUCCCUCCCCCUCUCUCCCUCCUCCCCCUUUCUCCUCCCUCCCCCUCAUCCCCCCUCCCUCCCCUCCCUCCCCUCCCCUCCCCUCCCCUCCCCCCCCCCUCCCUCCCCUCUCCCCCUCCCCCUCUCUUAUCUGUAGGAGUUGACGUCAAAGUUAUAAUUACUUAUAAAGCUAUGGCAGUAUCUAACUUCAUAUUUCCAAUCUCUUUAGGCUGCUGAGGUGAAGAACAAGGACCUGGAGGAUAGGAUAGAGGGUCUUCAGGCUGACAUGGAGGACAGCCAGUCCAAGCAGGGCAACAUGAAGGGAGAGCUGAAGAAGUUCAUGGACGUCCUGGAUGGGAAGAUCGAUGAGCUGCAUGAGUUCAGGCAGGGCCUGUCCAAACUAGGGGUGGAUAACUGAGGGAGGAGGGGACAGAGGGAUGGAGGGUUUAUAAAUACCUUCAGGACAGGUCUCUGUGGAGCCACUCCCCCAAAGUAGAGACCACACUGAACCAGAGAGAGAGAGAGAGAGAGAGAGAGAGAGAGAGAGAGAGAGAGAGAGAGGAGAGAGAAGAGAGAGAGAGAGCUGAUAGAGAGAAGAAGAGAGAGAGAGAGUAGGCUAGAGAGAUAGAAAGAAGAGCUAGUCUAGAGAGAGAUGCGCUCUGAGGAUUCUCUCUCGGCGAUUCCUCCUACUCUCUCUCUCUCUCUCGUGCUCUCGUGCCUUCUCUCUUUUUUCUUUCCUUUGCUCUUCUCUCUCUCUCUCUCUCCUCUCUCUCCUGUUUCUCCUCGCCUUUCGAUCUCCUUCCGCUCCCUCCGUCUCUGACAGCGAAUUUCUGUCUUUGUUUCUUCUCAGGCUGAACUAAGAGGGAAGAAAAGGUUUAAAAAGGGCUAAAUGUAUUUAAACUAUAGAAACUAAUGCAGUACAGCAACAGUUAAGUAAUAAUCACACAUUAUCCUACUGGCCUCUUUAUGACAUUAGGGAAAUAUAGAAGAUGUAUACUUUUUAAAAGACUGUCCAUUAUAUUGUUGCUUCAUGUCGAUCUCAGGUGUGUUUGAAGACAGUUUGUUACUCGUUAGUUAAUAUGCACAUACACGACACGUACACGACCAAUACAUGACACGGCGGUGUCAUCAAGUGCCUCAGGAGAACCAGCCAAAACUAGAUGGAUGAUGACCAUGCAUCACCAUAGUAACACACUAAUUAAAUUUUACUAUGAAAAUGGAAAAACAUUAUUUAAGGAAUCCUAGUAGUGUUUCAAAAACAACAACAAUAGGACAACAACGACAACAGAACAACGACGACAACAACAGGACAACAACAACAGAACAACGACAACAACAACAGGACAACAACAGAACAACAACAACAGGACAACAACAGAACAACAACAACAGGACAACAACAGAACAACGACAACAACAACAGGACAACUGUUUCAGAUAGACAAGCCCAUGUCCUCUGGAUGUUGUUGCCAUAAUGAUGAAAUUAAAUGAAUUCAAUAACAGAAGUUUAAAGGAUUGAAAGGGUUUCAGUGAACAUUAGCCUUUUGAAUCUGCAGUCAGUCUGCAGGACUGUGAUGUGCAUAAGACAGUGAAGACGAGCCCCUUUAGAAAUGUGAACAGAUGAAACCAGGACUUUAUAGGGCAGAGAAACCCCAAACUAUGCUAGACAACCCAUUUUGUAACGAGUUCAAUGUUCAACGAGGAUUUUGCAUGUAUGACACUUCAGAUUUCAUUCUGUCAGUUUUUUGUAGAACAAAAAGUGUGAAGUAUGUCUUUUAAAAUGUGUUGUUCAUGUAGGAUAUGUGUUUCCUUCUACUACUUUGGUCUGUUUUGUUAGUAUGGUCAGUGGUGAUAUUUUAGGGGGACUUGGUAGUUGCUGCUAGCUGGGUGAACUGUAAACUAGGAACUAUGUGAAAGAAUACUUUAUAUGAACAACACACAUGAUAUGGGUCUUUAAUACAACCCUAUGAGAUCUCUUUAUUGUAUUUUUUUUUUUUGUUGCAGAUUUUCUUUGUGUUGGUGCCUAUUGAAUUUAGUUAGUCUCUCUCUCUUUAGAAGUGGCCCAGUAUAUAUGACAACAUUACCUUAACGUGUGGAUGUUUCUCUACAGAUAUAACUUUUAUAUCAUAUAAUAUUUUAGGAGCGGGUAUGGUGUGAUGAUAUUAUAUAGUCCGUCUGUUUUAAAAACUGAAGUCGUCUACCUUUUUAGAAUGCAGCCCUGCCAUGAUGAACUGUAUUUGAAUAUUGUACUACAUCCACUGAUACAUCAACAUGGAUACUAGUGUGUAUAUAUUUCUAUCAGUGUUUUGAGAAAUGUUUUCACAAGAUGGGAGUGUGUCUACCGACGGACUGUACGGCUUUCCCCCUUUUACCCCAUGGAACCACUACAUCCUCUGUGUGUACAGACUUCCAAUAGGCUGAACCGGAUCAAUAUAACGCCUUCUCCUUCCUGUCAAUCAAAUGACUCUCAUCCACUUCUGUGACUCCUGGUCAAUAUUGUACCAUUAUAGAAUUGACAAUUGUUAAAAUAUAGUUUCAAUUACAAAUACGUGGUCAGUGUUUCUUCUUUCUCCCAUGCAUUUCAACAAGGCACUAAAGCAUAUUGUAUACACGCUGACAAAUUGUGACGCUAGCCUGAUCCCAGAUCUGUUUGCGUUGUCUUGCCAACUAUGGUAGUUGCCAUGGUUAGCUUGGCAGUGACACCGACCAUAGGAGUUGGCAAGACAACGCAAACGGAUCAACUCUGCAGAGGACAAGGCUGCAAUCUAACCAGCUUGUGUAUGGUUCUCCAACUCUGGUCUUAGUGAGCUACUGCUGGGAUAGAACAAAAGCCUGCACAGUGCACACCCAGUAGCUCUCCAGGAAACAGAAACCUGCGCUAGUGUCCACAGCAUCUGUCUGUAACACAGCUUGGUACCGCUGUUACUGUUACUCAGUGAGCGUACAGUACUGUUUGUAGUUGUUUUUAGUUAUGCAGCAGAGUCUAACCCCCUACCAUCUCCCAGCAGACACUAUUUAUUAAACAUGACACUGUUUGCUGAUCACCUAUAACCUUCAUUGUUUUUUGUAACUGGCAAAUUGUUUCACUGACUGCUUCUAAGCCCUAUAUUAGUCUUAACUGGGACUGUUUACGAAUACUCUCCUAUACAACCUCCUCAUUAGUAUUACUGUUUUAAAACUGAUUUCGACUGCCUUCUAUAACUCCUCUAGUCUCUGGAUGGAACUGUUUCAUACUUGCUCCUAUCAACCCUCAUAUCAUGUACUGUAGUGGAAUGUUUCACUGCUUGCGUCCUAAACGUCUUCCAAUGAGUGUAUGUACUGGACACUAGUUCACGGUUUCCUUCCUUAACACACAUCCUCAUUAGUAUUAAUAGGCUGAACCGGUUUAACGCCUUCCCCUUUCCUCAACAACCCCCUCAGUCAUGUACUGGACACUGUUUCACUGACUGCUCAUAUGCAAACCAUAUAGUCUUAGUAUUGGACACUGUUUACAUUACUGACUCUAGAUCCCUCUUUAUACUUUACAGGACACGUUUCAAACUGAUGUCACCUAUCAACUUGUCAGUCUGCUGGCACUUGGUUUUGCCAACUAUGGUCGUUCAACCCCCUCAUUAGUCUUAUGUACUGGACAUGUUCAGGACUGCCCUAUCAACCUCCAUAAGUCUUGUAGACACAUGUUCCACUGCUGCCUCAUGUCCUCUAAGUCUAGUCUGGACACUGUUGACUAGACAAGCCUCCAAUCAACCCCCCAUAGUCUUUACGGACACGUUCAAGAGCCUCCUAUCAACUCCUCAUUAGUCUAUGUACUGCGACCGUUUCAUGACUGCCUCCUAUCAACCCUCAUAGUCUUAGUACGGACCUGUUUCACUGACUGCCUCCUAUCAAUCUCUUUAGUCUUAUGUACUGGACACUGUUUCACUGACUGCCUCCUAUCAACCUCCUCAUUAGUCUUAUGUACUGGACCCUGUUUCACUGACUGCCUCCUAUCAACCUCCUCAUUAGUCUUAUGUACUGGACACUGUUUCACUGACUGCUUCAUGUAUCAACCUCCUUUAGUGCUAGUACUCACCUGUUCAUUAGACUGCCUCCUGACACUGUCUCAUUGCUCUAUGUAUGACAUCGUUGUCUACUGACUGCCUCCUACGUUCCUCAUGAGUCUUAUAACUGGACACGUUAUUGAUCUCCUACUGACCCAUAGUCUAGACUGGACACUGCUUCACUCGCAUGUCUAUCAACCUCACGCUGUCUACUACCUGACACUGUUUACUGAUGCCUCGAUCACCUCCUAUUAGUCUAUGAACUCCACUGUUUCAUGACUGGCCACUUCAACUCCUCAUAACUCUAUAUACUGGAUGUUGAUAUGAGGUGAGGAUAGAGACUGUGGGAGUUUGGACUGAACUCUGUGCUACCAGGGAUGCUUCUCAACACGUUUACAGUAGCUUCCUCUCCCACUUUUUCUAUCCUCCCCCUUGUCUCUCUCCAGGCUUCACUUUCACCCAUCCAGUUCUUUCACAGACUGAUACAGGUAGAGGAGGAGAGGAUCCUUCAGGUAGAGGAGGAGAGGAUCCUUCAGGUAGAGGAGGAGAGGAUCCUUCAGGUAGAGGAGGAGAGGAUCCUUCAGGUAGAGGAAGAGAGGAUCCAUCAUGUUGAGGAUCCAUCAGGUAGAGGAGAGGAUCCUUCAGGUAGAGGAGGAGAACUCCAUCAGGUUAGAGGAGGAUAGGAUCCAUCAGGUUGAGGAGGAACAGAUCCUUCAGGUAGAGGAGGAGCGGAUCCAUCAUGUAGAGGAUCCAUCAGGUAGAGGAGAGGAUCCUUCAGGUAGAGGAGGAGAACUCCAUCGAGGUAGAGGAUCCAUCAGGUAGAGGAGGAGAGGAUCCAUCAGGUAGAGGAGGAGAGGCUCCAUCAGGUAGAGGAGGAGAGGAUCCAUCAGGUAGAGGAUCCUUCAAGUAGAGGAGGAAAGAGAGGAUCCAUCAGGUAGAGGAGGAACAGAUCCAUCAGGUAGAGGAUCCAUCAGGUAGAGGAGGAGAGAUCCAUCAGGUAGAGGAUCCUUCAGGUAGAGGAGGAGAGGAUCCAUCAGGUAGAGGAUCAAUCAGGUAGAGGAGGAGAGGAUCCAUCAGGGAGAGGAUCAAUCAGGUAGAGGAGGAGAGGAUCCAUCAGGUAGAGGAUCAACAGGUAGAGGAGGAGAGGAUCCAUCAGGUAGAGGAUCCAUCAGGUAGAGGAGGAGAGGAUCCAUCAGGUAGAGGAUCCAUCAGGUAGAGGAGGAGAGGAUCCAUCAGGGAGAGGAUCCAUCAGGUAGAGGAGGAGAGGAUCCAUCAGGGAGAGGAUCCAUCAGGUAGAGGAGGAGAGGAUCCAUCAGGGAGAGGAGGAGAGGAUCCAUCAGGUAGAGGAGGAGAGGAUCCAUCAGGGAGAGGAUCCAUCAGGGAGAGGAGGAGAGGAUCCAUCAGGGAGAGGAUCAUCAGGUAGAGGAGGAGAGGAUCCAUCAGGGAGAGGAUCCAUCAGGUAGAGGAGGAGAGGAUCCAUCAGGGAGAGGAGGAGAGGAUCCAUCGGAGAGGAUCCAUCUGGGAGGACGGGAUCCAUCUGAGUAAUCCCUCGGAAGUCUCAUCGUGGGAAAGGAUAUCAGGUGAAGGAAUCCAUCAGGGAAGAGGUAGAUCCAUCAGGGCAGACGUGAUCCACUCACGCCGUAGGAUCCACUCUAUGGGGAGGAGAGAGUGAUCUAUUGUGGAAGAUCAUCAGACGUUGAGGAGAGAUCCAUCAGGGAGGAUCCUCGAAAAGAUCAUCAGAGAUCCUCAAGAGAGGAUCCAUCAGGGAGAGGUCCAUUCGGUGAGUGAUCCAUCAGGAGAGAGGAUGUAGAUACCAUCAGAGAGAGACUCCAUCAGAUGGCAUCCAAUCGACGAGGAAGGAAGGAAUCAUCAGGGAUGUGAUCCAUCAGGUGAGAAAGGAAAUGGAUCCAUCAGGACAGGAUCCAUCGUGCAGAGGAGAGGAUCCAUCAGUGAGUUAGUGAUCCAUCAGGGAUGAGAGGAGAGGAUCAUCAGGAGAGGAUCCAUCAGGGAGAGGAUCCAUCAGGGAGAGGAUCCAUCAGGGAGAGGAGGAGAGGAUCCAUCAGGGAGAGGAUCCAUCAGGUAGAGGAGGAGAGGUUCCAUCAGGGAGAGGAUCCAUCAGGUAGAGGAGGAGAGGAUCCAUCAGGGAGAGGAGGAGAGGAUCCAUCAGGGAGAGGAUCCAUCAGGUAGAGGAGGAGAGGAUCCAUCAGGGAGAGGAGGAGAGGAUCCAUCAGGGAGAGGAUCCAUCAGGGAGAGGAGGAGAGGAUCCAUCAGGGAGAGGAUCCAUCAGGGAGAGGAGGAGAGGAUCCAUGUUAGACUACUGGGACGCGGCUCCUAG
This is a messenger RNA of Coregonus sp. 'balchen', 6785 nucleotides long. Lineage: Eukaryota; Metazoa; Chordata; Actinopteri; Salmoniformes; Salmonidae. The record is from the annotation of a GenBank genome assembly.